Molecule: messenger RNA, 1076 nt
Organism: Poeciliopsis prolifica (blackstripe livebearer)
Lineage: Eukaryota; Metazoa; Chordata; Actinopteri; Cyprinodontiformes; Poeciliidae
Gene: baalcb
Product: BAALC binder of MAP3K1 and KLF4 b
Exons: 5
Coding region: 479-1015 (178 amino acids)
Cellular component (GO): cytoplasm
Source: RefSeq, a predicted model, not a curated record
AUACCCACUCAUCUCCACGACAUUUGACGAACGAUUUACCACUCAGCGAGUGUUCGUGAACUCGUGGGACUCAGGGAGAUGGAGGAAGAAGGUGGUGCGGACAAACCAGCUGUGUGAUAGCCAGCGGGCGGAGGGGGUGUGUCUGCGUUAUCAUCCUCCUCAGAGUCCGGGGUGGGAGACGACACGCUGGAGCUCCUGCUGCAGCUGCAGUGACGAGGCGAGGGCAGUGAAAACCACGGAGGCUCCACCGCCUGCACAAACAUGAUGGCUAAUUGAUUGAUAGACCGAUCCCUGACCUCCUCCAUCAAAAGAAGAUGCUGUUUUCAUGGAGAAACCUCGCACUGACUCUGCCUCCAACUCAUCUCUUCAAAGGAAAGAUACAAUUGUGCUCUAAGCUUAUGAGGGCUCUUACUGUCUGGCAGCUGUGCGCUGUCCUAGUCAAGCAGUGAAGUGAAGACGCCCCUGCAUAGGCCGAGCUAUGGGCUGCGGGGGGAGCAGGACCGACGCUCUGGAGCCUCGCUACCUGGAGAGCUGGACCAAAGAGACCGAGUCAACCUGGCUGACGAGCACGGACACCGACAUCCCCCUGUCGUCAAUCCAGAGCAUCCCUUCAGAAAACUCUGAAGCCGGCUUUACGUCUGAGAAAACAAUGAGUCCCGUUCCAGAUUUCUUUGAAGAUGGCCUCCCUCCUCCCGCUCAGGCCUACCUGAAGGUUUGCUCAGCUGUGUCAGAGGCCAGUCUGAACGACGUGAAGCCCAGCAGCCCGCCCUCUGUGCUGGCCUCUCCACAGCAGGACAAGAUGUCGCCUUCAUCAGGCACCACAGUGCAGCGCAGAAGUGUUUUACACACUGAAGAAAUUACAAAAUGGCAAGACAACAGAAUGUCGACCAAGCAAGUGACCAUCACCGUGACCCAGAGCAUCCACCAGGUGGACAAGAAUGGGAAAGUCAAGAAAUCGCUUACAACUUAUGAGGUUAUGAAACCAGUGGAGACUUUGAACCAGGUGACCACAUGAAAAGUCUUGAGUGUAAGACCCUAGAAGGAGUCCUGCAAAGAUCUAAUAAUAAAAAGAAAUU